AUGAAGCACCUCGCGACAUGCAUCAUUUUGGGACAAGCUCUGUUCCAAGGCACCUCUGCCUCUCCGUGGUUUGGCACCGAAUACGUCGCAAUAGUCGAAUCCACAAUUGUCGACGGCUAUACAGGCGUAUACAUAACAGAUGAUCCAAUAGUGCGAACCUAUACAGAAGUAAUAAUACCAAACGAGAGCAGCCCAACAGUGCUUCGCACAAUGACCUCAACGGCAACGUACUACGGCGGCGACAUCACCGCCGUCCAGCUAGUCGUUGAUCCAUCCGCCGGCGUCCAAGACACGGGCUACAAUUACAUCGACUACUAUGCAUCAGUUACAUAUACUGCGCCGUCAUCCUGCUCCUACACUACGAGUCAGACACUUUCAACUGCGAUCCCAAUUAAUGUCCCACUCGAGGCUCAGGAUCUCUUUACGCCGAGCACGCAAACCAAUACCAUCACCUACAAGUACAACGGGUAUCAGUAUACGCAGACAAGGGCAUUCUUGGAUAUCGAUGACAUUCCGACCAGCGUGUUUUCUUCUGCUAGUUCGGUUUACAAGCCUGCUAUCUACAAGACCUGUGAUAGUUACUAUAGUUCAGGAAGGACGAACUACUACAGCGGCGAUGACGGUGAUGACAACGCAAGGUCCUACAUCGGCUGCAGCAAGUUCAUCUACUACCUCGGCAGCACCGAGUUAGGCGGCGGAUAUUGUUGUUCAGAUGGAUGCCAUCAUACAUGGGGAUUAGCACCAUGGGGUCUGGGCCUUGCAAUCUUCUUCGGCUGGUUCGGUCUAUUCUUGAUAAUUGGCUUGAUAGAAAGCUGGUUCAUCUUCCGCAGAGCUAUGCUCGGCGAGAAAUCUCGCCGAGGUCUCCCUUACGGUUUUGCCCUCCUGUGUCCGCUAGUGUCUUGUUUGCUCCUUAUCACUGUCAAGAAAUAUCCCGCGAAGACACCCGAAGAGCAGGUUGUUCUUGUUGCGGGUUGGAAGGCUAUGUCUGGCGGACAGAAAUUGGGUUGGUGGUUGAAGUAUUUGUUCCGUCGGAAGGAUCCUGCUGCUGUUGCUCUUGCUCGGCUAGGUCCUGGUCCGGUUGUUGCUCCUUAUACUCCUGGCCCUGGUCCUUGGUAUCCGCCUCAUGGUGCUGCAUACCCUGGUGUGUCCCCUAUGGCGGCUUACGCUCCGCAUCCCGCUCAAGGGUAUCCUCCGCAAGAAUACCCGACUCCGCCGCCUGCGGAGGCGGAUGCUACUUCUACUUCUCAGCCUAAGACUGUCUCUGUGAGUGAGACGAAACGUACUGAACGUGCUUGA
Messenger RNA from Penicillium nucicola, 1296 nucleotides. RefSeq lists its product as uncharacterized. Bases 1 to 1296 code for a protein of 431 amino acids. The record is from RefSeq and is a predicted model, not a curated record. Lineage: Eukaryota; Fungi; Ascomycota; Eurotiomycetes; Eurotiales; Aspergillaceae. The transcript has a single exon.